CAAUUCCGUUCCACACACACUCAACCCUCCACCAUCUCUACGCUCCGGCGCAAGUUAGACACACACCAGAAUGGCCGUCACAACCACAGCCGCCGCCGCCGCUACCUCGUCGUUCUUGGGGACUCGUCUGCCCGACGUGCACUCCAAUUCGGGCCGGGUCCAGGCCAGGUUCGGAUUCGGAACCAAGAAAAAAGCCAAGAAGGUAUCCAAACCCAGUACGGAUCGCCCGCUAUGGUACCCCGGAGCCCAAGCACCUGAGUGGCUUGAUGGUACUCUGGUCGGCGAUUACGGGUUUGACCCGUUUGGGCUGGGCAAGCCUGCGGAGUACUUGCAGUAUGAUUUGGACUCGUUGGAUCAGAACUUGGCCAAGAACCAGGCGGGCGAUAUUAUCGGGACCCGAUUUGAGACAUCGGACGUGAAGUCCACACCGUUUCAGCCGUACACGGAGGUGUUUGGACUGCAGAGGUUCCGAGAGUGCGAGCUCAUUCACGGGCGGUGGGCUAUGUUGGCCACUCUCGGCGCUCUUGCCGUCGAGUCUCUCACCGGUGUCACAUGGCAAGAUGCUGGAAAGGUGGAGCUAAUUGAAGGGUCCUCUUAUCUUGGGCAACCACUUCCAUUUUCCAUGACCACAUUGAUAUGGAUAGAGGUAUUGGUGAUUGGAUACAUUGAGUUCCAGAGGAAUGCAGAGCUUGACCCAGAGAAGAGGCUGUACCCUGGUGGCAAGUUCUUUGACCCCCUGGGCUUGGCCGUCGACCCGGAGAAGAAGGCCAUCCUUCAACUUGCAGAGAUCAAGCACGCCCGCCUCGCCAUGAUCGGCUUUCUCGGCUUCGCCGUCCAGGCUGCCGCCACCGGCAAAGGCCCACUCAACAACUGGGCUACCCAUUUGAGUGACCCACUCCACACAACCAUUAUUGACACUUUCUUCUCCUCGUGAGCUCCUUUUGUCCAUCCUUUUUAAUCCCUUGGCUGAGAACAUUUUGCUUCUAUAUAUUAUUAUGAUCUAUAGAAGAUCAUUACAGCCGCUUUUCUUGUAAAAAUUGUAACAUUAAUGGACAGCUUAUGCAGAAUGCUAUUUUGCUAUUAA
Messenger RNA from Cornus florida, 1084 nucleotides. Its product is annotated as chlorophyll a-b binding protein CP29.1, chloroplastic. Gene Ontology annotation, cellular component: plastoglobule; chloroplast thylakoid membrane; chloroplast envelope. Bases 71 to 934 code for a protein of 287 amino acids. NCBI's taxonomy places the organism in Eukaryota, Viridiplantae, Streptophyta, Magnoliopsida, Cornales, Cornaceae. The record is from RefSeq and is a predicted model, not a curated record. Gene Ontology annotation, biological process: photosynthesis, light harvesting in photosystem I; response to light stimulus. The transcript is spliced from 2 exons.